AUGUCAGAGGAACAUGAUGGUGAUGUCAUCGAUAGUGAACGAACCCUGGACAAAGAGUGUCAGACGUGCGAUGUGACUUGUGAUGAUGGGAGUGCCAAUAACAGUGCCAGUAUUAAGGAUAGUGAGGCGAGCGAGGUGGGAGAGAAGGGGGACUUGUCGGAGAAGGGAAACGAACCCAGGGGCAGCAUCAUAUGGACGGAUGAGAAGACGCACCUGCGAGUGUCAUGGAACUUGAAGGAAGGCACCGCCACCGACAAAGAUUAUGUGGCUCUUUGUUAUACAGAGACCACAAGCAUAGCCGGUAUCGCCAGGCUCGUGCCGGCGACCGGAUGCGACACUGGACAUAUAAUGUGGCUGCUUGAUGAGCCCAAUCAGCCUUAUGAAGAUUGUGAACAACUGCUCUGUUUUCGUUACUACAAUGGCGAAGAGGACGAAUGCGUUGCAGAGUCUUCUACCCUACCACCACGAUUUAAAAUUGAUCUUAAAAAGUUGCCACAUCGGCUUAAAGAGGGAAUCUCGAGGAAACGAAGCGGUGAUCAAGUGUCACCCUUCUCAUAUAACAAUGAGAGUUUCGAAAUGAGUUCGGAAAACACACCUCGAGUUGAACUAGUGAGUACGAGCCAGGACAUCAAGUAUCUUAGUGAAAAUGUCAAUAAAUGCUCAAUUAGCACCUUAGGAAAUAAUGGGACCUUAAAUCUCGAACAAAUUAAUUGUGAUCAUAGUAAAUCUCUAGUUAGUAGUAGUACUGAAUCUCCUAGUGAAUGUCCCAAUAUUUUGGACUGCAAACCAACGUCGUCUGGUGUCAAAAAGAAAUGUCCUCCUCCCGUCGAUACUGGCGGUGGACAAGUUUUGAACGGUGUCAAGAAAAAAACGAAUAUGAAUAUCGGGUUAGAUUCUCCGACAUCCCCCGAUGGAACUGAAUAUUAUAAGUUAUGGUCACCGCAGAAUCCUUGCAAAAUUAUGAAGUUUGUUUAUGAUGUGGAAGGUGCGAAUGUGCCAAAUGAUGCUCAAAAAUCUCCAGUUCCGCCCUUACCACCUAGACAGUCACACAAACCUCUAGAAAGAAUGCACGCUUUACCUCCGAUUGUUCAGAGGCAUCGGAAACCUAAGAAGUUAACGAAGCCAGAAGAUGCGUUUACUUUUGAGCUGAUAGACACUGAUGAACAAUUUUUUACAGAUAAUAACAUAGCCAACUCCGCAGCUUUGCAAGGAGAUAUUAACGAUUUCAAACCUGGAGAAUUUUAUUCAGGCGUUCAAGCUCCCGUUUCUUCGACCACAACUUUUUUAAGAGGAUGUCAAAAUGUUGCACCUCUAGCAACUCCUGAGACUGAAGGUAGCUUAUGUGACUCAACUAUAUCUUCCAUUAAAUUAUCUAAAUUCGUAGAGGAUAAGAAGUCUGUCGAUGUACCUGAUAGCACGCAAAAUGUUGGUAAAAGCAACAUCGUGUUUAUAAAAGAUAUAGGUCCUGAUAAUUAUAUAACAACUACUUUUGCCAGAAAAGAGAAAAAUGUUGAAGGUGAUUUUCACUUGACGCCUAAUCACGCAAAAUCUGAUGAGAAGGCACAACAUACAUUCUUAAAUGAAAUAUGUAAUCGUGUAGAUUUCGAGGAUGAUAAUAGACAUCAGGUCGAAGAAAAGGAAAUUUCUGUAGUAAAAGGUCACAAGCCCCUCACAAGACAAAAUUCGGGGCGAGCUACUCCGACCAUGAUGACAGCAUUUCUGAAUUCAUCUCACAUUGAUGGGAGCGGUCGGGAAGGAGGGCAAGAGAGCCAUACCGCACCCAGUUCAUGUAAUUCAUCCCCUUCUACCUCUCCCAUAGAAGAAGGUGGUAAGGCGAUACCGAACGUUGGAACGUUGCUGAUGAAUCGCAAAUAUUCAUGUGACAGUUCCACUCCUAAACAUUCAAGUUUGCCUCGUCAUUUGUUGAAAAAUCUCGGAUGUGAAAAUACCAAACAUUCCCCUCACAAAUCGGUCCCAUCGAAGGAUGUCCCAGACAGUCCUAUGAGGCCUCACCCGAGAGCCUUAUCUAGAGUAGCUGCACUAGCAAACACGACCGUCCCGCAAUGUCCACCGACACCCACCCAUCACGCGAGAAGAACGCGGCCCUUACCGCCACCGGACCUACACCCGCCACCUAUACAGAACUGUGAAAACUUUGAAAUGGUCGAAUUCACAAACGAAUUGAGAACAUCGGAGAUUAGAUCGCCUAACUUAGAGUUUGUUAACAGCAACCAUUUCACUAUCGUACACGCUGGACCGCCUGACGAUGUGGUUUUGAGGAGACCACAGGCCGCGGAUGACACUGAUGAUAAUGAAAACGCAGUGGCAUCACCCACACCGUUGAGGCAUAUGGCUGGGAUAAGACUACCCUCUAUACCGGAGAGAGCGUCCAGGCAAAUGGCCUUGACGGGAGACUUCCCGGCUAACAUGAUUGGAGGAAUUAUUGAAUGCGAAGAACCUUUGCCACCUGGUUGGGAGGCUCGCAUGGAUAGCCACGGGCGUGUCUUCUAUAUUGAUCAUAUAAAUCGCACAACAACGUGGCAGAGGCCGGCCGCCAACGGCGCGGCGCGGUCACCCGAACCAGAAGUACAGAGACGACAGUUAGAUAGGAGAUAUCAAUCUAUUCGUCGCACAUUAACUCGGGCUCCGCCUGAAGAUGAGGAGCCCCCCGCGAGUACUUCUAACGCAGCCCCCGCGCCCCACGCGCCGCACCCCGCCGCUGAGUUUCUCGCAAGACCUGACUUCUAUUCCAUAUUACAUAUGAACCUGGAGGCGUCAUCUCUAUACAACUGUAACUCGACUCUCAAACAUAUGAUAUCAAAGAUCCGUCGGGACACGAGUUCCUUCGAGCGUUACCAACACAACCGCGACCUGGUGGCGCUCGUCAAUAUGUUCAGCGAAACUGACAGAGAACUGCCUUUGGGAUGGGACUCCAAGCUCGACAGGAAUGGAAAGCGUUUCUUCGUGGACCACGUGAUGCGUCGGACCACAUUCGUUGACCCCCGUCUGCCUCGCGCGCCGACAGCGGGACCCUUCUCCCCGCUACUGCCUCCACGGCGAAGGCCUAUUAUGACCGAUCAGGCGCCCACUCCUCCGCCAAGGCCUCCUAUAUCUACAACUGACUCCUACUUACAGAACUCUCAACAAGAGAUACCCAUAGCAUACAAUGAUAAGGUGGUAGCAUUCCUACGUCAGCCGAACAUCCUUUCCAUUUUGAAGGAGCGUUGUUCAGGUUGCGGGACUGCUUUAAGGGACAAAGUUAACGCGGUGAGGGUUGAAGGAGCGUCCGCACUUGCUCGCUACCAGAACGACGUUCAGCUGACGUGCCUGUUAAGGCUUUUGUAUUGUCGAAAGUUUAACCACGUGACUGAGUCUUUGGUUGUGUUGUUUAGUAAAACAAGAUUUGCAGGGGCUGUUGGUAGCCCUUCCCCCACCACCCCUUGA
Molecule: messenger RNA, 3444 nt
Organism: Danaus chrysippus (African queen)
Lineage: Eukaryota; Metazoa; Arthropoda; Insecta; Lepidoptera; Nymphalidae
Source: the annotation of a GenBank genome assembly